AUGUUUCCAGCAUCUUUGAUCUGGGGAACAGUGGUGAUACUCUGCUGUUGUUUUUGGUUUCUUCUAGGAAAAAGGAGGAGGCGUUCAGGUGAGCCACCAUUGGAAAAUGGGUUACUCCCAUAUCUAGGUUGUGCCUUGCAGUUUGGUGCAAAUCCUCUUGAAUUUCUCAGAGCAAGACAAAAGAGAUAUGGCUGUGUCUUCACAUGCAAAGUAGCUGGAAAAUAUAUUCACUUUCUCACUGACCCCUUUUCAUACCACUCACUUACACGCCAUGGAAAGCAUCUGGACUGGAAAAAGUUCCAUUUUGCUGCUUCUGCCAAGGCUUUCGGACAUGGCAGUAUUGACCCAAAUGACGGAAAGACCAGUGAAGAUUUUCAUCACACUUUUAUUAAAACUCUACAAGGUAAUGCCUUGAAUCCUCUUAUUGAAACCAUGAUGGAAAACCUACAGUAUGUCAUGCUACAGUCAAGCACAUCUAAACUCCAUCCCAACAACUGGAUAACAGAUAGACUUCAUGCAUUCUGCAGUCGGGUGAUGUUUGAAGCUGGCUUUUUAACAUUCUUUGGUACAGAGCUCAGUUCAAAUCACGAUGACAAUCUGUCUAAGCAGGAAAUGGAGAGAGCACGUAUUCUAAAUGCUCUUGAAAACUUCAAGGAAUUUGACAAAAUCUUUCCAGCCCUUGUAGCAGGCCUACCUAUCCAUAUGUUCAAGAACGCCCACAGUGCACGAGCAAAGCUGGAACAGGAACUGCUCCACGAGAAACUCUAUAAAAGGGACAACAUCUCAGAGCUUGUCACACUCCGCAUGUUCUUGAAUGAUACUCUGUCCACUUUUGAUGAUAAGGAAAAAGCCAAAACCCAUGUGGUUAUACUGUGGGCUUCACAGUCUAAUACAAUACCUGCUACUUUUUGGAGCUUAUUCCAUAUUAUUAGGAACCCAGAAGCAAUGAAAGCUGCUACUGAAGAAGUAAAAAACACAUUAGAAGAUGCUGGUGAAAAGAUUAGCUUAGAUGGCAAAUAUAUUUCCUUGAAUCGAAAACAGCUUGAUAACAUGCCAGUUCUAGAUAGUAUUAUCAAAGAAGCAAUACGAUUGUCCAGUGCAUCCAUGACCGUCAGAGUUGCUAAAGAGGAUUUUACUUUGCGUUUAGAAGAUGACUCCUAUAACAUUCGCAAAAAUGACUUUGUAGCUCUCUAUCCUCAGCUGAUGCACUUUGAUCCAGAAAUCUAUGCUGAUCCUACGAUAUUCAAGUAUGAUCGUUUUCUCAAUGAGAAUGGAGAAGAGAAGACUGCCUUCUAUCACAGUGGGCACAAAUUAAGACAUUAUUACAUGCCAUUCGGAGCAGGAAUAGCAAAGUGUCCUGGCAGAUUAUUUGCUGUUCAUGAAAUCAAACAAUUUUUGACUUUGCUACUUUCAUACUUUGAAAUGGAACUUGUUGACAAUGAUGUGGCAUGCCCUUCUUUAGAUCAGUCCCGAGCAGGACUUGGUAUUUUACCGCCAGUCAAUGACAUUGAUUUCAGGUAUAGAUUAAAAUGUCUGUGA
Messenger RNA from Alligator sinensis (Chinese alligator), 1539 nucleotides. RefSeq names its product cholesterol 7-alpha-monooxygenase. NCBI's taxonomy places the organism in Eukaryota, Metazoa, Chordata, Crocodylia, Alligatoridae. The record is from RefSeq and is a predicted model, not a curated record. Gene Ontology annotation, biological process: cellular response to glucose stimulus; bile acid biosynthetic process; cholesterol catabolic process. Gene Ontology annotation, molecular function: cholesterol 7-alpha-monooxygenase activity; heme binding; iron ion binding. Bases 1 to 1539 code for a protein of 512 amino acids. The transcript is spliced from 6 exons.